UAUAUAAUGACACCCAUAAACUUCGUCACAUUUCUUGUCUCUCUCUACCUGGUAGAUUAUCACUUCCACAGAAAACGGGAACAUGCGCACAACGACGGAGCGCAUAGCAGUCUGCCCACCUGGUUGCAACAAGUCAUCUUUCGCCCGCAGCCGUACUCCUGGGUAGGCGGCAAGACGGAGGCGCCUCCGAAUCAACAGGAUAGAAACUGGUAUUAUCACACAAAACAAAAGAAGCUCAUGAAAAUGGAAGCAGCUGCAGCAUUUGAAAUUAGGCGGAGUGUGCUAAGUUGUUCUUGAGGCAUUACUCAGAAUUGUUUCUGGUCUCCAGAAUUCUGUCUUGUCUGUGUACUGCGCCAUUGAUAAACCCAAUACACGGUCGAGUGCGAUUCAUGGGACUAUUCUCGUUGCACUAAAAGCUCUACGUUAUUGUGAAUGAAGUCAUUGCUGAUCUCGCUCCACCGAGGCUGGCCAGACUGCAGUGGGUGAUCCCUGUGAGAUUUGUAAACGGAC
Molecule: messenger RNA, 510 nt
Organism: Truncatella angustata
Lineage: Eukaryota; Fungi; Ascomycota; Sordariomycetes; Amphisphaeriales; Sporocadaceae
Exons: 3
Coding region: 7-297 (96 amino acids)
Source: RefSeq, a predicted model, not a curated record